AUGAGUGAUAUACCUCCUAUAGAAGUAGAGGUGCCACAACUCCCUGAUGAGGUUAUAAAUGAAAUUCUCUAUUUAUGUGAUGCUCUAACCAUUGUUACUUUCAGUGCUACUUGCCGUUAUUCGAGGCAAAGGAUAACUUCAUUUGACUUUCUCAAUCAAAUCUCAAAGAUAUGGAAAAGGCGUGGCUGCUCACUGUUCAUUCACUUUGGGUUUGCAUCUCCUAUAAUCACGUCGGUGGAUUGGAUCAUGAAGAUUGAUGCCCUUACCGGAAAAACUGGCUACCUGAACUUGCCUUUUCUUUUAACCCAACAUGAUUGGUUUCAGCUCAUUGGAGUUGAGAUGGGAGUCUUCUGUAUCCGUUACUCCUCCCUUGGAAGAAGAAGCCACUUGGUGAUUUGGAAUCCACUUAUUCAAAUUUCUCGGGUACUAGAUGAUCCUUUGCAACUUAGUUCUUGUGAGGGUUCCUUUAUUUAUGCCUUUGCACAUUUUCCGAAUAGUGUUCAUUAUGCAAUUUUACAUAUUUUUGAAGAUGAACCCGACAGCACUGCUUACACUUUAUCUAUGUAUACAAGUUUCACUAGGAACUGGCAUGUUAGGAUUUCAUGUCCUUUAUAUGUGCAAUGGUUGGAUCCUUCGUAUGUUGUAGCCAACGGUGUUGUGUAUUGGCUUGCUGACCGUGAAGACGGUGAUCAAUCAUAUAUUGUAUCUUUCUCAUUGAUGACAUUGACUUUUGAACAAAUUUAUGUCCCUCCUGAAGUUAUGUCUCAUUAUGGUUGCCUUUUGGUUAGAGAUGGAUGUCUAUGUUUGGCAUCAAAUAAUCACACAUUCUAUUCAUACAACUCAGUUAUAUGGCAGGUAAGUGACACUGAUGAAGGUGUUAACUGGUCACAACUAUUUACAUAUAAUGGAAUAGGUACUUUGUACGUGCCAGCUAUUAUAGUUGAUCAUGAUGUUAUUCAAGUUAUGGAGAGGCACCUACAAUUGGUUGGGGCUCAAGUCAUUGCGUACUCUCAGUUUUUUUGUUCGAUAUAA
Arachis duranensis is the source of this 1032-nucleotide messenger RNA. RefSeq lists its product as uncharacterized. The record is from RefSeq and is a predicted model, not a curated record. The transcript has a single exon. Bases 1 to 1032 code for a protein of 343 amino acids. Gene Ontology annotation, molecular function: protein binding. Lineage: Eukaryota; Viridiplantae; Streptophyta; Magnoliopsida; Fabales; Fabaceae.